This is a messenger RNA of Etheostoma spectabile (orangethroat darter), 1354 nucleotides long. RefSeq names its product NADH:ubiquinone oxidoreductase subunit A10 (gene ndufa10). Lineage: Eukaryota; Metazoa; Chordata; Actinopteri; Perciformes; Percidae. The transcript has 10 exons. Gene Ontology annotation, cellular component: respiratory chain complex I; cytoplasm. Bases 133 to 1200 code for a protein of 355 amino acids. The record is from RefSeq and is a predicted model, not a curated record. Gene Ontology annotation, biological process: mitochondrial electron transport, NADH to ubiquinone.
UGGCCGUACUCAGACGUGUAAUCUACGAGACAACACUCGCUAAGGCCCUCGCUCCCUGUGACGUGUUAUUCUGUCGCCGGGUCGCGGUGAUUACUCGGGUCAGCUCGGGUUUAUUUUGGAGGACAGUUAAUCAUGGCCCUGAGGGUGAUUGGACUGGUCGUCCCGUCGGGAGCAAAUGCUUUUAAAGCAGUGAACGUUGCACAGAAGGCGGGUGUUCACACCAGCUCGGUGAGGAGCCUCCGGUAUGGCUGGUUGGCCUAUGCACUGGGCGAGAGGACGACGCCCCGGUUAAAGCAGAACAGCAAAAUCAUCACCUUGGACGGCAACUUGUCCUCUGGGAAAGGAGCACUGGCCCAGAAGCUGGCUGACAGGCUGGGGAUGCUCUACAUGCCCGAGCCUGACACUUUCUACUUGGACAAGAUGACCGGCGAGAAGGAGCCGCUUCCUGUUGACUUCAACGGGAUGUGCAGCCUGGAGAAGUUCUACACAGACCCCAAAGCUGCCGACGGAAACAGCUACCGACUGCAGAUGUGGAUGUACACGAUGAGGCUGCUUCAGUACGCCGACGCCCUCGAACACCUGCUCACCACAGGCCAGGGAGUAAUCCUGGAGCGUUCUCCCUUCAGUGACCUGGUCUUCCUGGAGGCCAUGUUCAAAGAGGGAUACAUCAGGAAGGAGUGUGUGCAGCACUACAACGAGAUCAAGGGCAUUAGCAUCUGUGAGUUCCUGCCUCCACACCUCGUCAUCUAUGUGGACCUGCCAGCCGAGGACGUGCAGAAGAAACUGAAACAGAGCGGCAAGUCCUAUCUUCAGAAUGUGCCUCUGACGUACCUGAAGAGCAUUGAGGAUAGCUACAAGAAGUCUUUCCUGCCCAAAAUCAGUGAAACAUCAGAAGUGCUUGCUUAUAAUGCAACCCAAGCCCAAGACGUUGAAAGGGUGGCAGAGGACAUCGACUAUUUGAAGUUUGAAAAGGGGCCGUGGCUGGAGCAGGAUGAUGUCACAUACCACCACAUGAGGAUGCUUGUGGAAGACAAGCAGAGGGUGGCAACCCUGACCCACAUACCAAAGUUUCUGCCAGAAAUAACCAUCGGGGCCCACGACUAUGAUGAAAAAUACUAUGCCUUUAAAUCGCUCCCCGGGAAGAAGUAUGCACCGGGCUAUAAUGCAGAUGUCGGAGACAAAUACAUCUGGCUGAAGUGAACGAGUCCACAGGCCUGUCACUAAUUCAACCCUCGUCAUUGGCGGACCAGCUCCCCGAGUGAACGCUGGACCUCCAUUGUUGAACCAGUGGUCUCCUGUUGUACAUCCUAAAUAGUGUGUAUGUAUUAAAAUAAUAAAUUUUUGAAUCUACAAA